Sordaria macrospora k-hell is the source of this 1221-nucleotide messenger RNA. RefSeq lists its product as uncharacterized. Gene Ontology annotation, molecular function: oxidoreductase activity. The record is from RefSeq and is a predicted model, not a curated record. NCBI's taxonomy places the organism in Eukaryota, Fungi, Ascomycota, Sordariomycetes, Sordariales, Sordariaceae.
AUGGCGGGUUUUCUUUCAUACGUCCCCCUGGUCAACAGACUGGUUGGUGUUGAUGCGCCCAGAGCCAUCGACGUUCCUCCCGUCAAAGUCCAAAACAUCGAGACAGACGCCGAGAAGCGACCACGGACACUCAAGCACCUUUUGCGGGCGAACCAUGUGAACCACUCCAUAUUGUAUCAUGACCUUCAGUAUGACAACCAUAUGGCACAUAUCCUCUGCUCAUCAUAUACACUAGGGGCCGAGGCACCGCAGCUGUAUGACAUCUAUGAGGAGGAGUCCAAGACUUUGGAACCAUGGAAGGAUUCGCCUUCCGAAGUGUCUGAGGCAGACUGGAGGGAUAACCUGGGCGACAGACAGUAUCAGAGAGCCUAUGUUGACUUCUUUGAGGACAUGAUGGUCAUGAAAUACAAGUAUGACUGGAAGCAGGUCAUUGAGGAGUUCAUGUUUGGGGGCAAGCAGCCAUUGAUCAAUGGUCUCAUUUCCAGUCUUGGCCAUCCUCUCAUUCACUUGGGCUAUGCCUAUGAGUUUGACAACCGAGAGCUCGCCAUCGAGGCUCUCAGCUUAGCAUCUUCAACAUACAACUACCUGCAUAAGUACAUCGACGACUCAUCAUACACCAAGAAGUCUUCCUUCACCUCUACUUCGCCAUCAGAGAUCCUGAGCAAGAUUGCAAACGACAGCCGAUUUGACGGCCUAUUUGAUGAGGCCAAAUUCGAGAACGUCGACGCACUCUUUGAAAAGGCCGAGCCACUGGUGUUGGAGUAUUGGAACGCUUGGGAACUGGCCAACCCCGUCGAGCAAUUCCGCGAGUCCCAGGAAGCGGCAAUCGAGCUUCUGGUUGCAUCGGUUCAACCCGGGACGCAUUCUUACAACUUCUUCCUUGUCCACAUGUUGACGACGAGCCAUGCCGUUAGAGUGUUGCUCCCCUUCGUACCAGUCAAGUUCCACAUCAACCUCGUGAGGCAAUGGUGGCUCCUUACCCUGGCAGCCUACAUUGCUGUGCUCCGCCCCAAGGUUGACCCGGAUUAUAUCCCUCAGGACCUGAAGGGGAAGAGCUGGAACUACGUUGAGGACAAGGCGCUGAAUGGUCGGUUUGCGAAGGAUGCCCAUUAUGUGAAAGCGAUUCGGUCUAUUAGAGAAGCGGCAAGGACUUGGGGUGAUGUCCAUGACCGGUUUCUCGCGGCAGCGGUUCGGUUUGCGGAUGACUUCGAGGGAUGGUAG